CUCUCUCUCGCCAUUCCACCCAGCCUUACCAUCCGGGUGGGUGCUGAGUGCAUGCGUGCGUGUGCGUGUGUGUCUGUCUCGACCCAGGUGCCAAGGUCUGAGGGGAAGGAAGACCAGUGCUAGACAGUGCAGCGUCAGGAGAGGAAGCCGGGUCACUGAAGGAGCACUGUCAGGCAUGGCCCAGCACUAACAGGGGUCCCCGCAGACAGACAGAAACAUACGGAGGAAGAGAGACACGCCUGCCUGCGGAGAGGGAGCAGUGAUAAGGAACAAUGGUGGCCGAAGAGAUUGUGGUUACCCUGUCUGGGGGCGCACCUUGGGGUUUUCGACUACAGGGUGGCGCUGAGCAUAAGAAACCCCUACAAGUAGCUAAGGUGCGGAGGCGGAGCAAGGCGUGCAGGGCGGGGCUUCGCGAGGCGGACGAGCUGCUGUCCAUCAACGAUAAACUGUGCGGAGGGCUGUCCCACGCGCAGGCCAUGAGCCUGAUCGACGGCGGACCAGGAACUCUGCACAUACGCGUGAAGAGGGCUCCGUCGGGCUUCCAGUCCGUGGUGCUGCUCACCCGAUCCCCCUCGCCCCGAAUUGACAAGGAGUACCGCGCGGCGGUGCGGGAGGUCCGCCGGGGGGCGCUGAUGUCCCCGACGGGCCGGGACGACCCGCCCAGGCGCGAGUCGGUGACGUCGCCGCCGGACAGCGAGGCCUACUACGGCGAGACGGACAGCGACGCCGACACGGCCCACGAGCGGCAGCGGCGGCAGAAGAGGCGGAGCCCCAGCGGCUCGCCCGCCAAGAUGGGCGGCGGGAAGUCGUCGCCGGAGGAGACCUCGGAGAUGAGCGGCUACGAGAGCGCCCCCGACGCCCCGGCCUACCCCGACGCCUCGCCGCCGCAGCAGGGCAGCCCGCCGGGCGUCGCCCGCCGGGAGGUGAUCUACCAGCCCCCGCGCGCCGACAACUCGCCCGAGAACUCGUCCUCCAGCCUGGACGACCAGAGCCCCGCCGAAGGGCCGGGGCCCAACGAGGUGGACAGCGGCUUCCAGGAGCCGCCCAGCCUGCCCCCGCUGGUCUCGCCCGACCGCGCCAAGGAGGCCCUCCUCCUGGCGUCCCGCGGGCAGCUGGUGCCCAUGGUGGGGCCCGUGGACAACCCGGUGGCCGAGGAGCUGACCGUGACCUACAUGGACAAAGCCAAACAAGCCAAACUACACAGAGGCGAGAGCGUGCAGGAGAAGCAGGUGAAGGAGGCCCGGUCCAGGUGCCGCAGCAUCGCCGCCCUGCUGACCGACGCGCCCAACCCGCACUCCAAGGGCGUGCUCAUGUUCAAGAAGCGGAGGCAGCGCGCCAAGAAGUACACGCUCACCUGCUUCGGCAGCGUGGAGGGAGCGUCCAGCCAGGACGGCACCACCGAGGAGGAGGACGACGAGGAGGAGGAGGGCGUCUUCCCGGGCAGCGAGUCGGAGCUGGACGAGGACGGCUUCACCUCGGCCCCCGAGUCGGCCUGGGACAGCGACUACCUGGACAUCCUGGAGAGGAAGACCCCUGCGGCGGGCUGCGGGGAGACGGAGAGCCCGGGGCUGAACGCCACCUCCGGGAAGGGCGCCCAGCUUUUCGAGCAGCAGAGGAGGAGGGGGCAGGAGCGCGCCGCGGCGGCGGAGGCGGCGGCGGCGGAGGUCGCGCCCGUAUCGACGUACGCGGAACAGGCACCCCCCCUUCAGGGUCUGAGCCCUACCGCGCCCGCCGUGCCUGCCACUCCCAGCAUGCCCGCCUUGCCUACCGCGCCCGCGGCGCCCGCCGUGCCCGCCGCGCCCGUGAACUACAGCGUGAUGAACGGGGACUGCACGGUGGUGAGCCGGGCCAGCGUGGUGAUGUCGCCGCCCGUGGUGAACGGCGGAGGGGCGGGGCCGCCCGGCUCCGUGCUCAACAGGACGGCCCAGCCCUUCGCCGCCGGGUUCGUCAGCCACAGAGCCGCCACCACGCCCGUGCUGUUCCGCCCCGGCCCGCCCAAGAAGAGCCCCCCCGCGCAGCCCGCGGCAACCGCCCGGGCCACGCCCCUCCCCUUCUCCCCGCCUCCCUCGGAGGUGAAGCGGGCCGUCUCCACCACCUCUCUCUACAUCCCGCCCAGACCCGCCCCCAGGAACGCCCCGCCCUCCAUGCUCUCCCCUCCUUCCUCUGUAGCCGCUGCUCCCUACUCUCCGUUCUCUCCAUCUUCUACCACUGCGACUCCCUUCUCUCGCCCACCUCUGCCCGCCCCAUCCUCAUGUAACCCUCCGGCGCAAGCCACGCCCUUUUCUCCGCCUCCCGCACAGGCUGCGUCCUUCCAUCCUCCUCCUGCCCAAGCCACGCCCUUUUCUCCGCCUCCCGCACAGGCUGCGUCCUUCCAUCCUCCUCCUGCCCAAGCCACGCCCUUUUCUCCGCCUCCCGCACAGGCUGCGUCCUUCUAUCCUCCUCCUGCCCAAGCCACGCCCUUUUAUCCACCUCCUGUACAAGCCACUCCCCUUUCUCCACCUGCUCCGCGGGCCACAUCUGUCUAUCUUCCUCCUGCCCGAGUCACACCCUUUUCUCCACCUCCUGCCCAAGUCAUGCCAUUUUCUCCACCUCCAGCUCAACCCAUGCCAUUUUCUCCACCUCCAGCCCAAGUCGUGCCAUUUUCUUCACCUCCUACCCAACCCACGCCAUUUUCUCCACCUCCUACCCAACCCACACCAUAUUCUACACCUCCUGCCCAAGCCAUAACCUUUUCUCAACCUCCUGUACAAGCCAUGCCCUUCUCUCCACCUCCUACACACACCACAUCUUACUAUCCACCUCCUACACAAACUCCUGCUUCCCCAUAUUCUACACAAGCUAUACCCUUUUCCCCACUUCCUGUUCAAGCCAUCUCUCUCACCUUGGCUCCUGCACCAGUCACCACCUUCCCUCCUCCUCCUGCACCACCCACAACCUGUCCCACUCCCACACCAGCCACGCCCUUUUCUCCAUCUUCUACCCCUGUGGGUCCCCUCUCUCCCCCGGCCUUCUCUCCCCCUGCCCACCAGCCCUGCGCCGUAGCGGUCCCUCCCCCGCCGACGCCUAAGGUGUCUUUCAACCCGUACGUCGCCGUGGCCACCACCACCCCCUCGCCCCCCGUCUCGGCCACUCCCGCUCCGGCUCCCACUCCCGUCCCCACGCAGUACCCUGCUGCCGCCGCCAACUCCGCCGAGGCCCUGGCGUCCCGCGAGCAGAGGAUCUCCGUGCCCGCCGCCCGCACCGGCAUCCUGCAGGAGGCCCGUCGCCGCGGCAGCAAGAAGCCCAUGUUCAGCGCCCCCGAGGAGAAGAAGCAGAACUCGCCCAACCCCGAGCUGCUGUCGCUGGUGCAGAACCUGGACGAGAAGCCCCGGGCGGGGGCCGAGCCCGGGUUCGAGUCCGGCCCCGAGGAGGACUUCCUCAACCUGGGGGCGGAGGCCUGCAACUUCAUGCAGGUCCACAAGAGCAGGCUGCCGCCACCGGUGGCCCCCAAACCCCACGCGGCCCCCGAGGGGCCCCAGAUCCCCCAGAUGGGAGGCAAGGGGGCGGAGCUGUUCGCGCGGCGGCAGAGCCGCAUGGACAGGUACGUGGUGGACAGGACGGCCCCCGCCGCCAAUCUCGCCGUGUCGCCGGGGCAACCCCGCCUCCCGUCGCCCACCCCCUCCCUCCCGUCUCACUGGAAGUACUCGCCCAACAUUCGCGCCCCCCCUCCCAUCAGCUACAACCCCCUGCUGUCCCCUUCCUGUCCACCGGGGGCUCAGCGCGGCACGAAGGCGUCCCAGACCGCCAAAGUCGCCAAGAAGAGCGACGCGCAGAAGCAGCCCCCCAAGCCCAUGGACGUCAUGAGCCGGCAACCCUACCAGCUCAACUCCGCCAUGUUCACCUACGGGGGCGGCGGAACGCCCGCGCCGGGCAACCACCAAUCGCAGAGCAUCUCCCUGAGCGCGCCCAAGCAGAUCCCGGUCAAGGCCGCCCGCGUCUACAACAUCAAGCGCUUCUCCACGCCCACGCCCAUGUCCGCGCCGGCGUCCCUCAGCCCCGCCGUGAUCGCGCCCCGCUCCGCCACCACCCUCGGGGAGCCCCUGUGGCGCCCCGACGUCGUCUCCCCGCCCCCCGCCCCCCUCUCGCCUCCGCCGCCCGCCCCCACGGGCGCCCUGCCGGAGCUGCCCAGGAUCUACUCCGCCCCCGUCCCGAACCCCGCCCCCGCCCCCGCCCCGCCCCCCGGCUCGGCCUACGCCCCGCUCCAGAAUGGCAGGCAGUGGUUUAAGAGCGCCCCGGAGCUCAGCCCCCUGUGCUCGGCUGUUUCGGGCAGCUCCCUGUCCGUCAGGGUGCCCAGGCCCCGCUUCAGCACCUCCAGCAUGGGCAUCCAGGCCAACGUGUGGAGGCCGGGCUCCGUGCACUACUGAGGGGGGCCACGCCCACGCCUGCGCCCGCUCUGCUACGCCCUCCCUCGCCCUCGCCCUGCCCUGCCUUGCCCUUACUCGAGGGCCACGCCCUAUGCUACCCCCUCCGCCCUGACCUGCCCCAGCCACCCUGCCCUACCCUGGCCUGCUCCGCCCUGCCCCACCUAACCACCCUGCCUUGCCCGCCCUGCCCUGCCCCGGCCUUACUCUGGCCCGCCGUACCCUGUUCCAUUCUAGCCUGCCCCACCCCAUCCCACCCCACCCUGCCCUGACCUGCCCCUUCCCGCUCCAUCCUACCCUUUGCCUGCCCUGAUCCACCCUGCCCCAUAAUGAAGCCCAUUCUCUUCCACCGCUGAGUUUGUCUCCUGUCUGUGGUGGAGCUUUGCUAAACAGCAGCUUUGCAAACCCCACUGUAGUCCAUAACUGUACAUUACAUAGUUUGCUUGGUUUCAGCGACAUUAACAGAUGGGGAUUCGCACUCCUCCAACAUCCCAACAAACAAGAUAUAGGGCAUUAUGUUUUAUUGGGAGAGAAAUAUUUUAACUAUACAUGACAUCAGAACUGUUUUUUUCCCUGACAGAACCGAGCAAUUGUGGGUUUCGUCUUCUGUUUUCUACAUCAUGCACAAAUUGAAGCAGAUAUUAAAAUGGUCAUAAAGAUGCAUAUAUUUAUGUGCUUGUUGGCUGGAGUGCAGCUUGCUGCUUCCUAGGUGUGGCUGGUAUCUUUGUGGGGCCUUAUAGAAUCCAGCCUUGGUUAUUUUCUUUGUGAAUUUCAGGUUUUUUUCACCUGUUAAAGGCCUAUCUUUAAAUAAGUGUGUGCUCUGUUUUCAAACACUUGUGUAGUAUACCUAAAACCUUGCAAGAGCCAAUCAGCACCUUACCCAUUUCAGUUCAAUGUUCAGCUGAACUCAGAUACAAAACUACGUAUAUAUAAAAUACUACCUGACUGUGGUGUACAGAGCGAACUACUUGCUUCAUUGUAUAUCCAAGGCAGUUACCAUCAACAAUCUGGGUAGUAUGCAUUAAGUUGGUAUAAAAACAGCAUGUUUGAAAUUUUAACUUGGGGCUUUGUGGGCAGGUAUUUAAUCGGAAAUUUUGGGAUGAAGUCUAUUUUGUAAAGGAAAUUUGUUGUUGGUACGGGGCAUGCUUGAACAGUGCAGGUCAUUUUCACAGAAAUGGUGCCCUUCUGGUGCACAAGCAAUGACCUUUGAACUUCUAAUGUGUGGAGUAGCACUGUGGGAACGGAAACAUUUUGGGCCAUGCAAAACGGUUCCAAUCACAAAGAUUUUGCAGGUUCGGGCUAUCGCCACAGAAUCUAUUCCCUUUUGGACACGGUCACCGAAAGCAAGCAAGCGACUUGGAGCACACGGGACCUGUUCAAGUGAGAUCUGCACACAGAAAUGAGGAAAAACCAGACCGCGGUGCAACCGUGCUUGGAGCCCGUAUGGACUGAGUGAAGGAUUCAGGGCUAGGGUGGCUGUGGCAGGGCAGGGGUUCAGUUUUGGGUGACGUCACCUGCUCACAUUGGGUUUCCCUCAGUGAGUGCUUCCCACUUGAGUCCGAGUUGGUCAGGAAUCACGCUUUUCACCGGCUGUGAAAUCGAGGCACUCCUCUCCGCUCCGCACACGUUUGGGGGGUCGCCGCAGAGGAAGCAUGAAACUCAGACGUGUGCCUAAAAAUGUGUGUGUGCGAGUUUCUAUUUCACGUGCAAUGUAGAGAACGACGUUAGAGUAAUCAUAUUAAUAUAACACAGAUAGAAAGGAGAAUACACUGUGCACAAUGGUGAUGUGGUAAAUGUAGUGUGUGUGUGUGUGUGUGUCCCCGGCUCUGGCUUACAUUGUGUGUUUAAAAUGCAAUAAAGGCUCCUGGCGUGAGCAGCUGUCUGACUGAAGCCAUCGUGGCGUGACACUGAAAGCUUUUACAUUUUAGCUAAAUCACUCCAGCGUAGGGUGUGGAUGUCGAUUGUGCUUUAUGUCUACUGAACGAAGGACGAGGACGAUUUGAGCAAUUUAAAGACGAAAAGAAAGGUAGUCUUCGGCGAGACAAUGAGAAGGGUAAGAAAAGGGAAGCCAUUUUGUGAGGCAGAUGCUGAGGGAAGUGCGAAGAAUCGCGUGGCCGCUUUGAGAGAUGGAAAUGGGAAAAAGAUGAGUCUUCUUUUUGUUGAGAUGGUACGGUCCAUACGCCUACUCCGAAUGCAGCACUUUUGGGGUGCUGCCAAUGGGCACCCAAAACUGCUGUGCCACCCCCACUUCAAUAUUCUGCACUCCUCUACUGAAAGAUGCAGUGACAGUUAUUAGUAAACACAUCAUUUACAUUUAUUAUUUUUUAUUGGCAUUAAUAAAUCUCUCUCUCUCUCUCUCUCUCUCUCUCUCACACACACACACACACACACACACACAGUAUUCCUUUGUAUUACCAUAUGGAUUUCUUCCACAUCCAUUUGGCCAAUAGGUGUGCCAUUUCAUAUGACUAGAUCAAAAGAGGCUCUUUUUACAUCCUAAAAAUAUAUUUAGUAUUACUGAAGAAUCUCUAUUAGCCUAGUUCAGUCCAGGAAGGUGGGCUGGAUGUAUGAUUCUGGGCUCUAAGUUUCAGUGCUAUGAAUGCGCCGCAACAAAACUUGUGGAUCGUGCCAUUUCUUUGAGGGGGUGUCUCGUGUGCCUCUUGAGUAGCUGUAACUGACUAAUACUGUGAGAUAUUACCCCCCUCCCCAGCACACGCGCACACACUCCCUACCUUUUGAGACAUGCAGUAUGUGAUGAGGAGAGGCAAUGUUCUGAAACUUUGUGUGAAAGGACAGAGUCAGCAUGUAGAGAAUUGGGCACAGAAAUAGCACCCCAGCAGCGGCUCACUGUGUAUGAAAAUAACACGUGUCAGUUAAGUGUCAUUAAGCGUUACCACAUUUGGUUGUUUGUUUUUUUUGUUAUUUUAUCAUUAAAAUGGCUGGCUCCUCGAGGUGUCUGCCUUCAUUGUAUGCACUGGAGGUAUUUGUAUUUGUGCUUCUGAUUAGAACAAAAAGGAUCUUGGAAAAUGGUCUCAAGUUGUAUUUAAGAAGAAGAGGGAAAUAAAAAAAGUAGCUGUCCCAGAAGUUUCUCUUGUACGAACAGUCUGCAUCCAGCAAGAGCAGGGAAUGCCAGAACUAGGACUUCUUUACAUUUUGUAAUUUGUCAAAAAUAAUCCAGAACCAUGAGGAAGAACAAACACAUAUAUUUUCUUGGAUAAUGUAUCUCAGAUUAUUUCUGAUUUUAUCUGUAAUGUUUCUGCUUUUUCUUAAAGACACAAACUAAAGAACCUCAGUUCUCUUUCUGUGCUUUCUUGUGGUACAGCUUGCUUCUUAUCACUUAAGAAACUUCAGUGGACAUGAUGGGUGGGACCUGAGAUGGAAUUGGCAGCACAGGCUGCCUGUAAAAAAUGCUGAUUGCUGAAUUGCGGUGUGAUGUAAGAGGGCAGCAGGUAUAUGAUUGGCUAAAAGAUGUGAACAUUUUGUGGAGGAUGACAUGAAGGAAUAAAAAUAGACUUGAAACCUUU
Molecule: messenger RNA, 7924 nt
Organism: Anguilla rostrata (American eel)
Lineage: Eukaryota; Metazoa; Chordata; Actinopteri; Anguilliformes; Anguillidae
Product: synaptopodin 2-like protein
Exons: 4
Coding region: 273-4403 (1376 amino acids)
Biological process (GO): positive regulation of actin filament bundle assembly
Cellular component (GO): nucleus; Z disc; actin cytoskeleton
Molecular function (GO): actin binding
Source: RefSeq, a predicted model, not a curated record